Molecule: messenger RNA, 1203 nt
Organism: Anolis carolinensis (green anole)
Lineage: Eukaryota; Metazoa; Chordata; Lepidosauria; Squamata; Anolidae
Gene: smim22
Product: small integral membrane protein 22
Exons: 4
Coding region: 500-769 (89 amino acids)
Biological process (GO): regulation of cell population proliferation
Source: RefSeq, a predicted model, not a curated record
AUGUAAGCAGACAGUAUUUUGGUGUCUCCCCCAAAACCAAUCACUGAAAAAUAAAAGGUAGAAAGUAGAGGUGAAUAGAAUAGAUAAAAGCAUUACCUUACAAACCAGAAGUUUAUUUACAUCAUUAUGUAUCCCAACCCCUGCAUCCUGGUUCAGCGCUGAUGCAUAUAACUACGUUAUAUGAGUCUAUGCUGCAGUUUCAAAUCGCAUUAUAUGGCAACAUAGAUGGGGCCCCAGUCUUUCUAGCAGGUUCAGGCCUUCUCCUUUAACAUCUUGUAAAUAAGAGCCGAUAUCCCAGGUGGCUUUGGCUUUGGCUUUGCACUUUCCCAGCUGUGAGGGCGUUGCUUGAGCUCAGGUGGUUUAUAAGUCAACUGCUUGACUUGGCAGGAAGAGGAACAAGGAAGUGAGAAAGAGCCUUAUUCCAUACACAAUCACAUGAAAAACAGCCAGAGAGGUGCUGCCAGCUACAAUUGUUUGGGAGAGCGCAAAGGGAGGGAAAAUGAGCGAAUCAGGCAAGGAGUUUGGUCAAGAGCUCACAGACCAGAUCAAUGACAUUCUGAGCCGACUGCAGAGCAAGGAGCUGUUUCAGUCCACCUGGGACAUUGUGGCCUUUGUCGUCUUCUUCACUUUCAUUGGCGUGGUCCUCCUGAUGGCUCUUCUGGUCCUUAUCCGCUGUUUCUGCUGCUGCUGUGAUUGCGACUCACCUAGAUCAUACAACAAGGUUCCCAGGGGAAAAGUCGGCAUCGAUAACAAGGGCAUGGAGCCUUAGCCCUGCUGGAACAGGUCACUUCUGCACACAAUCAAAUGCCUUUGCUUUAAUGGUUUUUCCCCCCUGUAAAUUGUAUCCCGCCAAAGAGGGAACAUUGGUUCAAAUUGUGAUCCUUUCUAACCUUUACUUACAAACAGGGAAGCAGCACCGCACUCAGGUCUUCAUCCAUUAGCUGAUCGUCAAAUGCUUCUGAGAUCUGAUGUUGUAAAAACUGUGAAGCUCAACGUUUUUUGUUUCUUGCGACAGAAAGAGUUCAGUCUUGGUUUUCCCCUUCUGUAACCAUGCCCCCCAUUGAAAAGAUAUGGUUAUGCCCUUAUAAAAUAGUGUAUUUUAUUUUAGGCUGCUAUGACCAAUUCUGAUUUGCCUGGAUCUCAUCGUAUUUGUGAAUCUUUGUUUCUGAAGGUAAUGAUUUGAAUAAAGUCAAAGAUACAGCA